This is a messenger RNA of Ectocarpus sp. CCAP 1310/34, 2268 nucleotides long. NCBI's taxonomy places the organism in Eukaryota, Phaeophyceae, Ectocarpales, Ectocarpaceae. The record is from the annotation of a GenBank genome assembly.
UAGUACCGGGGGUUGCCAGGUGGCGGACUCGAACUAUCUUUGCUGAUGCCGAACACGCCCCAGGAGCGUCUGGAUAGAAUCACAAACCACCUGGCCGCUGGAUACUCUUCGCCUGGAAGAACAGCAGCAGCAGCGAUGGCAGCAACGGCGAGGCCGCCGAUCACGGCGCAUGCCCUCGACACUUCAACAGGCAAGCCGGCGUGCGGCCUGCCUCUCAAGCUCGAGCAGAAGUCUGGGGGCGGGAGGGGCGGCGGGUACUGGCUUCUUCUAGGGAGCUGUGAGACUAAUGAGGAUGGACGCGCUCCACGGCUCCUAGAUGCGGGACAUAAGCUGAGCAAGGCCACCUACCGCGUGACGUUCGACACCGAGGCCUACUUCGAGACGGCGGGGUCCCGCUGUUUUUACCCGGAGGUGGCGAUCGUGUUCCGCGUGGAAGAGCCCGAGGAGCACUACCACAUCCCCCUCCUUAUCAGCCCCUUUGGCUACUCCACCUACCGAGGGAGCUAGUAGAAAAUAUUUGUAUUUUGUAGUCUCUUGUCGUCCCGCCCCACUAUACUAGUUGGUUAUCGAAGCUUGCCGUUCUCACGGCACCUGUACAAGGGGCGUACGUGUAAGAGAGUGCGACCAUACCGGUGUUCUGGUACAACAGCGAGCCAGUCCAACCUGCAACCGCGCCAUCUCCUUGUAAGGAUGCAUCACCUACUGGCGGUGUGGCCAGAAGGACGACUGCCCCCAGCUGCAGUGGUGAUCUUAACCGCAGCAGGGCGACUUGCAUCUUGCGAGUGGAGUCUGGGUUGACACAUGCAUAGUUUCGUGGAGCGCGGAUGUUGUGUGGAAUGAUUUGCUGGUUGGACGCGUCUUUUCGUUGUAAUAUGUUGCGUCUUUAGCAAGCGGCUUUCUGGUGGCGAAAGCCAUGUAUUCUUCAAUGUUGACUUCGAAGCACGCGCGCACGUGCACUUUUUUCGGGAGGUGGGUUGCCGCUGCUGCACAGCCGAUUUCAAGUCGGAAGCAUUUGAGGGAAAUGUCGUAUUCCGUGGUGUGCGCAGAAUUUUGGGGUUGAACGUACAAGUCACCUACCUGAGGUAGGUUUGGUUUGUACGGUAACUUGCAAAUACGCCUCCACCCACCCUCUCCUGUUGCUUGAUUUUUUUUUUUAUCUUCAGGGAUUGUUUGAUUAUUCCAUGGGCGUGAGUGUGUUGUUUUUGUUUUUGGUACUAUUUCUACUUCAGUUUUGGAGAGGCGAUAGUAUCAGAAAACCAGAGGGCAAUUUUGUUCGGGAUCACAAACUACAAGACAACUAAUUAUCAUUUUCGUGCAUGUGCAGGCAAUAUUUGUUCUGCCAAAUGCCCCCAGUCGUUGUCUUUUGCUAUUUUUGCUAUGUUAGGCCUGCUGAGCAGUACUUUUCUGGUGCCGAUACACGAGAGGUUACACCGCAAGUGUCUGCUCGGGUACCGGCAUUUCGCGUUCGUCUCUGGCAUGGCUGAUGCAAUUUUUCCUUAGCACAUAAGUGGUGAUCCUCUUGCAGCCAUCUGAUGCAAAGAGCUACGAUCUUACCAAUGUUCUGGAACAGCGAUGGGCCAGUCCCUCUCGGGUGCUCCACCUAGCUGGAGACGAGCAAGACGUGAAAUUUUUGCGUGCAGCCCGCAACCGCGCAACCUCUUUGUAAGGCUGCCUUACCUACUAGCGGUGCGGCCAGAAGGACGACUGGCCCAGCUGCAGUGGUGGUCUUCACCGCAGCAGGGCGACUUGGUUGUAUCUUGCGAGUCUGGGUUGAAGUGUACACAGUGUCGUGGAGCGUGGGUGUGUUGGAUGGGAUAGCUUACGAGUUGGACGCGUCUUUUCGUUGAUAUGUACUUCUCUUUUUAUCGUUAGCAAGCGGGUUUUUCUGGUGGCAGAAGUAUUCUUCAGUGUUGGCCUCCAAGCACACACGCCACUUGCAGGUUUAGGUGGGUGAGUUGUCGCGGCUGCACAGCCGAUUUGUCAAGCCGUAAGAAUUGAGAGGAAGGUGGUGUUGUGUGCGCAGUUUGGGUCUUAGCGUACAAGUCGCCGACCUCUGCUAGGUUUGGCAGAAAUGCUGUGAGCGCUGAUUAACGGCGACUAAAAAAUACAGUAACAAUCGGAUGUCUCUGAUCCGUGCACCCGCGGAUGAUGUACGUGAUAUUGAACGCUGUAGGAUGUUUAACGGUUCAAGGGCGAGCCGAAAUGCAGCACUGUGAAGCACGUUUUAAUCUCCUGCGCCAGGGUGAAGACACACGAACGUUUGGCUCC